Molecule: messenger RNA, 1983 nt
Organism: Entrophospora sp. SA101
Lineage: Eukaryota; Fungi; Glomeromycota; Glomeromycetes; Entrophosporales; Entrophosporaceae
Source: the annotation of a GenBank genome assembly
AUGCAACAAUCAUCAAGAUCUACCAACUGUAAUACCAUUAUGUUGGAUGACAUUGAUAUGGAACUGGUAAGAAGAAAGUAUUUUGGAACUGCUAAAAAUAACAAAAGUAGCGGUGGUAAUAAUGAUGAUAACAUGACAGGACAUUCAGAAAUGAUGGCAUCUUGUACUAGGCUUUAUGAUCAGCUAGAUAAAAUAUCAGAUUUACUUUGUGAUUUCACUGAAUUAUCUAAAACAUAUCUUAAAAAGGAUUCAAAAAAGUUGAUAGAUUUACAAAAUAAAUGGUCAAAAAAUAUUUUAAAAAUGGAAAACUUGGUUAAGCAUUUGAAAAUUUUAGCAUGGAAAGAAGUAAAAACUAACUAUGUUAUAGUAUUGGAUAGUGAUGAUGAAAAACCACAAGGAGUUAACAAAUGUGAUGAUGAUUUUGUUGACGGCAUUAUGAUAGGUACAGAAUCUAAUCCACUUGAAUUUUUGAAGAAUAUAAAAAAUACAAUUGAAAUGUAUGAUAAUGAGUUUGAUUAUAGAAUUAUAAAUGGGUUCCCAUUAAAUUUCAAAGAAAAAGGUAAAGAACCACAACCAAUAGUUCCAGAAAUUAACAAUAUUAAUAGUAAUGAUUGUAAAAAUAAAAAAGAUUGCAGUGAUAAUGGUGGUAUGGAAUUGGAAGUUGAAAUUGAUACAUCAAAAUUGGAACCAAUCGAUAAACUUGGAAAUUUGCAGUGUAUAGAUUUCCAUCAAGGUAGUGGUGAUGUUAAUGAAAUGGCAAUUCAUAUUUCAAAGUUCAAAAAUCAUGAAGUGCCUAAACUUGCAAUUGCUUACAUUGCAAAUCAUGACCCAAAAUAUAAUAUGGCAGGUAAUUUACAAUUAUUUGAUGCUAGGAAAGGAACUGUAUAUUAUUUACAAGGACAUUAUGAUUAUCAUACAGAAACUACAAAUGAAAAACUAUGGAAAUCUGUCACGGACGUGAAAUUUUCCCAGGGAGGGAAAUUUAUUUACUCUUGUUCUACUGAUAAAAAAGUUAUUAUCUGGUCAUCAAUAGGUAAAGAAGAUCAAAUUUGUACUCCCUUGGCAGCUGUAGAAUGUGAAGACACUGUAAAUCGCAUUGUUGCUAAACAUGACAAAUCUAAGGCCACGUAUCAAUUUGCAUCAUGUGACAAUUCAGGCAGCAUCACAUGUUUUAGUUUGAACGCAGAUGAAGGCAAUUCUUAUAAGUUAGAUAAAAAUAUUUUGCAAGUGAAAACAAAAACAACAAGUGCUCCACCUAUUGUUGACAUAAUUUAUGGUAUUGACUAUUUUGAUCAGACCAUCAUUGCCGGUUUUGAAGGAGUUGAAUCACAGAAAGAUGGUUUUAUAAGAUUAUGGGAUAUAGAAACAAAAAGAAAGUUAGUUGAUUAUAAGAUAGGCAGUAACAAUAGUGUGAGUUGCUUGGGAAUGUCAACAUCUGGAUAUCGGGUGGCAUGUGGGGUGACAUCAACUAGUGACCAGGUUAGGAGUGAUGGGAAUAUACGUUUGAUUGAAUUAGAAUCUAACGAAAAGAAAAUAUAUCAAACCAAUGAAUAUGAUUCAAAUGUUAUUGCAUUUUCACCAGAUGAUCAAUAUAUUGCAUUGGGAGGGGUGGGGAAUAAAGUUUGGGUAUUUGAUACAAGAUAUGAAAACAAGCCACUUCGAAUGCUUUCUCACACUACCCCAAAUGAUGGACUGAUAUAUGAGGGAAUCAAUGGAAUUCAAUGGAUUAAUAGUAACAUGAUUUUAACUGGAGGCUCAGAUGGUAUUGUUAAGUUAUGGAAUAUUAAUAAAUCAGAUAAUUCAUCCACUUGUUUGAAAUACGAAUUCCCAGAACAUGAUAGCCCAAUAACAUGUAUCAGAGCAAAUGAAGAUUUGAAUUAUUUGUCAGUUGGUGUGUCAACAGGACGUGUUUACUUAUACUCUACUGAUCAAGCUGUAUUGAAUAAUAGGGACAAUAUUAAAUUUUAUUGCCGUAAUGAAUAG